Molecule: messenger RNA, 373 nt
Organism: Bursaphelenchus xylophilus (pine wood nematode)
Lineage: Eukaryota; Metazoa; Nematoda; Chromadorea; Rhabditida; Aphelenchoididae
Source: the annotation of a GenBank genome assembly
AUGGAAGACGAGGACAGAUCUGAUUUCUUUCGAAGAUGUAUAAUUGUGGCCAUAGCCAUAGUCAUUUCAACGGUUUCGGCGCUAACAAUGUUGGUCUUAUUUGGAAGGGUAAAAUGAGAUUUUUUGAAAAUAAUUUUGUCUUCAGCCAUUUGUCUCGGACCAUGUGAUCAAAAUGGUCCCCUGGCUAGAGUAUGGCGCCCUCUAUUUUGUGUCAGCUUUGGCAAUUUUACUUGGAAUUUCUUUGGUCGGCUCAGGUGUGUAAAUUAAGGUCAGGAAUUAAUUUUUUUGCCGUAUUUUAGUGAUCACUUAUCUUUACUACUCUCGCCAGCAUAAUGAUGAGGAAGUGAAUGGCAGUUUGAAGAAGGAUCAGUGA